Molecule: messenger RNA, 387 nt
Organism: Eremothecium gossypii ATCC 10895
Lineage: Eukaryota; Fungi; Ascomycota; Saccharomycetes; Saccharomycetales; Saccharomycetaceae
Gene: INO4
Product: Ino4p
Exons: 2
Coding region: 1-387 (128 amino acids)
Molecular function (GO): protein dimerization activity
Source: RefSeq, marked provisional
AUGGCGACCGGUAAGGUGACCAAGAAAAGGGUUGCUCCCGCCAUACUGGACAACGGCAUUGCUGCUCCAUCCCUGGUGUUCCAGGCGAGACCUAACGUGAGCAGAGAGAAGUUAACGGGCACCCAGAAACGCGAGAACCAUGUGACAAGUGAGCAGCGCCGCCGCGAGAUCCUCAGAGAGUAUUAUGAUGAGCUGGUGCGCCUUGUGCCGGACUUGCAGGAGUCGGAGAACAGAUCAGAGUGGCAGAUUUACAUGAAGACGCGCAAUUAUUUAUGCUGGCUUUAUAAGCGCAACGCGCAGUUGCGCAGACAGUUGAAACUUACCAAUGUGAAGUACCCCGAGUAUUUGGUGUGGAAGUGUCCCAAUGCGCUCAAUGGACCGGGAUAG